AUGUAUUUUGCGCCACCAGAGGCCUAUCUCGGAACAAACGGUUAUAAUGUGUGUCCACAUGAUUUUGUAGAGGCCUAUCUCAAAACACACGGCUUUAAUGUGUGUCAACAUAAUUCUAUAGAGGCCUAUCUCGGACCAAACGGUUAUGUUGUGUGUCCACAUGAUUCUAUAGAGGCCUAUCUCGGAACACACGGCUUUAAUAUGUGUCCAUAUGAUUUUAUAGAGGCUUAUCUCGGAACAAACGGUUAUAAUCUGUGUCCACAUGAUUCUAUAGAGGCCUUUCUUGGAACAAACGGUUAUAAUGUGUGUCAACAUGAUUCUAUAGAGGACUAUCUCGGAACAAAAGGUUAUAAUACCUAUCUCGGAACACAUGGCUUCAAUGUGUGUCCACAUGAUUUUAUAGAGGCCUAUCUCGGAACAAAGGGUAAUAAUGUAUGUCUACGUGAUUUUAUAGAGGCCUAUCUCGGAACACACAGCUUUAAUGUGUGUCCACAUGAUUUUAUAGAGGCCUAUCUAGAAACAAACGCCCUAUCUGGAACACACGGAUUUAAUGUGUGCCCACAUAGUUUUAUAGAGGCCUAUCUUGGAACAAACGGUUAUAAUGUGUGUCCACAUGAUUCUAUAGAGGCCUAUCUCGGAACACACGGCUUUUAUGUGUGUCCACAUAAUUUUAUGGUAGCCUAUCUCGGAACAAACGGUUAUAAUGAGUGUCCACAUGAUUUUACAGAGGCCUAUCUCGAAACAAACGGUUAUAAUGUGUGUUCACAUGAUUCUAUAGAAGCCUAUUUCGGAACAAACGGCUUUAAUGUGUGUCGACAUGAUUUUUUAAAUGCCUAUGUCGGAACAAACGGUUAUAAUGUGUGUUCACAUGAUUCUAUAGAAGCCUAUCUCGGAACAAACGGCUUUCAUGUGUGUCCACAUGAUUUUAUAGAGGCCUAUUUAUUGACUGGCCAUUCAAAAUCUGCAUGA
Messenger RNA from Mytilus californianus (California mussel), 969 nucleotides. RefSeq lists its product as uncharacterized. The transcript has 4 exons. The coding region runs from base 1 to 969 and encodes 322 amino acids. The record is from RefSeq and is a predicted model, not a curated record. Lineage: Eukaryota; Metazoa; Mollusca; Bivalvia; Mytilida; Mytilidae.